AUGACUGAGACUAUGGAAAUUGUGGAGGAGAAAGAAACGAGGGUCAGCAAGAACAGCACUGACGACCAGUUUUUGACGGACCCUGGGAACCAUGGAUCUGACCAUUUCAAAACGCGCAUGUCUCGUUUCAGGUUUGCAACGAGAGAGUACAUGACGCGAUUCACGAAUCACCAAUCCGAGUAUUUAGCCGGUUUACAGGCAAAGCACCAGAGUCAUUUUGGCGACGUGUUUUUCCCCUACACUGCAUUGCUUGGAUCACACACUUUCUACGUUCUAUUUCUGCCGAUGCCCGUCUGGUUUGGCCACUACGAGUUGACAAGGGAUCUCGUGUACAUUUUGGGCUACUCGAUCUACCUGAGCGGGUUCCUGAAGGACUAUUGGUGCUUACCGCGGCCGAGAUCCCCACCGGUGAAGCGUAGCACGCUGAGUGACUACACGGCGAAAGAGUACGGUGCCCCGAGCUCACAUGCGGCGAACGCUACUGGAGCGUCAAUUUACUUCCUGUACUGUAUUUGGGCGUGUGCACCCUUCUCACUCACUUACAAGAUUCUGUUCACUUUACUGACCUGCUUCUACUACUUUUCGCUUGUCGUGGGGAGAGUAUACUGUGGUAUGCACGGGAUGCUCGAUCUGACUGCAGGUAUUGCGUGCGGUGUUGUGUGCGUCGCUGGCCGGCUGCUACUAAGCUACGUGUUUAGGGACUUCCGCAGCGGGGAGACGUGGUGGUUUCCCUUGGUCAGUGUCGCCGUUGGACUGACACUACUGUUCAAACACAUCAGACCCAUCGACGAGUGUCCCUGCUUCGUCGACUCUGUCGCCUUCAUCGGUGUCGCCUCAGGGUACGAGUGUGGUGACUGGUUCCUCCAGAAGUUCCUCCCAAUGCUGUCCUGUGGUGGGUACUCUACAGACGGGCCGAUUGUACUGCUGAGACCCUUUGUGGCCGUGCCCGUCAUCGUUCUGUGGAAGAACGUGAUAAGUAAGCCACUCGUUUACAACGUAUUCUUGAAAGUUAUCGGGUUCCCUGAUGACAGAGCCACAGUGUUACAGAAGAGGGAACAAAAAUUCAACGACCCCGUGUGCUCGCUGUACAUCGGCGAACCCAAAAUCGAAAUCGUCGGGAGAUACAUCAUCUACGCUGGGAUUCCAAUUGCAACUACUGUUGUUUGUCCACUAGUCCUAAAACUAGUAGGUCUGGCGUGA
Messenger RNA from Huiozyma naganishii CBS 8797, 1200 nucleotides. RefSeq names its product sphinganine kinase YSR3 (gene YSR3). NCBI's taxonomy places the organism in Eukaryota, Fungi, Ascomycota, Saccharomycetes, Saccharomycetales, Saccharomycetaceae. Gene Ontology annotation, cellular component: endoplasmic reticulum membrane. The record is from RefSeq and is a predicted model, not a curated record. The coding region runs from base 1 to 1200 and encodes 399 amino acids. The transcript has a single exon. Gene Ontology annotation, molecular function: sphingosine-1-phosphate phosphatase activity.